This is a messenger RNA of Fusarium pseudograminearum CS3096, 285 nucleotides long. RefSeq lists its product as uncharacterized. The coding region runs from base 1 to 285 and encodes 94 amino acids. The record is from RefSeq and is a predicted model, not a curated record. The transcript is spliced from 5 exons. NCBI's taxonomy places the organism in Eukaryota, Fungi, Ascomycota, Sordariomycetes, Hypocreales, Nectriaceae.
AUGAGAGACACGCAUCUCAGGAUGACCAGCCGGGGCAAUUUCUGUACCUCAGUUUUCCUCAUCCGUUGGGAUGUAAAGGGCGGCAAUGACCGUGAUCACUACCCUGGCUUUGACACCUGGCAACCCCUUGACGGCACUCCCAACAUCCAGGGCUUCACGUGCCGCAGCCCUGUCAACCUCUGGCUUUAUCUUGAUGAUGAGCGCCAACAAUUUUCAGGGCCAACUGAAGGCAAAAUCAAGAUCAACCCCCGACGUAUCUCCAAGUACAAGAUUGUGCGACGUUGA